UUUAAGAAUUGUUUUUUUUUUUUUAUUGCGUGAGGACAGCAGACUCUUCUGUUUGUGCUUGAAACAAAUUUCCUGCUGCAUGUAGGACUCACACUCAUGUUGUGGUGUUAUGGUUAUGGUAGGCAAAGCAAACAACCAUCACAGAAGGGGAGAGAAAGAACCAAUUCCCACCUUCCCAGGCAUGCUGCAGAAAGCAUUUAGAAAGCAUGACUGUGACUUGGAAAGUGGCAUCAGCCCCCAAGCAGUCAUCGUAGUCGCUGUAUGGAGGGGCUUAGUCACUCAAAUUCCUAUGCAUCUGCAGCUGAAAGUGCACUUCGCCAUAUUUACUUCCCCCCCUUUUGAUUUCACACAAGCAGGGGUGAACUGCUGAGUUCCUUCCAUUCAGAGCAGCAGGGCUGUACCACUUCUUAUCCUCAGGGGCCAUCAACCAGUGCAGAAAGCGAAAUAAACACUCCUCUAUUACAAGAAGCUUUUCUACCCCCUUCGGUUUGACAGUGGAAGUGCUCAGAAAUGUAGCGCUGAGGUGGGGCUGGGGACUGCUCUCUCCUGAUUGGUGGGAGAACAGACUGCCUGUGUGCCAGCUGAUGCCUGAUGUGCUGUUCUGAGCUCAGCGGCCAGACGUGAGAGCAGUCAGUCAGAGUGAGAGCGAGCCAGAGAGCGAGAGACUUUCCUUAGUUCUCCUACACCCUGAGGGAGGAAAAGCGGAGAAGGGUGAAGCAGACAAAUACGAGAUGUGCAGUGCAGUGACGAGGAGGACAAGUUAGAAGAGGCGCGGCUGCGUGAUGUGAGGAGGCGGCAGAGGGACCAGCACCGUUUCAGAUCCACAUCUGCCCCCCAGCAGAGUGACACAUUGCAUCAGUGUUACGACCUAAAGGUAGCAGAAUAAGGAGAAGAAGAGUAGGGCAGACCGUGGACAUGUCGUGGUCGAUGCUCUCGCCCAUGCAGUGGGCCAAGUGGACAUGGUCAGCAGUCCGGGGUGGAGGAGAGGACGAGGAAGAGGAGGGUGCCCAGGGAGCCCAGGGGGAGAUGAACGAGGAAGAGGUUUGGUCUCAUGAUGAGGAGAGGUCCCAGGGUGGCAGCUCUGACUCCGAGGGCCACUUUGAGACCCCCGAGGCUGAGACCCCUGUUCACAGCCCACUGAGGGCCACAGGAGACCUGGAGGACCUUGCUGCCAACAGCCCAGCAGAUGCGCUGGAAAACAUCCAAGAGCGGAUCUCUGACUCUGCUGGGCUACAGAACUUGUCACUGGAUGAGAACAGUAACCAGAACGAGCUUCCCCUGGCACGCCAGUCCCCCCCUGCAGACAAAGGCAUCGCAAUGCAGGGGGAGGCUGUAGGUGCACUGGAUAAUGUGGUCGAAGGCCCUCAUGAGACACCCGCAAGAGCAGAGUUGUUGGAGGUCAGUCAGCCCAUCAGUGACCCUCCAGACCAGCACAGUGAGCAGCUCCAUAAUGGCUAUGCAGAUGAGAACUCCGCCAUGCUCAAGGUCAAACAUGAAAAGAACCGUCCCGCUUCCUUGAAGAUGUCAGGGGACCAGAAUGGAACCAACUUGGAUGAUGAGGUGCCAGUGCCCAAGGUUAGCUAUAAAUUAGACCUAGACCUGCACAAUGAUAAUGUGAACCCUUUUACUAGUGGAAGCUCCAGGGUCCAAAACUCUCCUCCCCCUUGUGAUGUGAGUUCCAAGGUCCAAAACUCUCCUUCCCCUUGUGCAAUCAGUGCCAAGGACAACCCUGCAGCCAUACUUGCUGAGGAACCUGCAUGUGAUCUCAAACCCGUUGUCAUGGAAUUUGAAGUGUCAGAUGAUGGGAAGAGUGGGGGCCCUAGAAGGCCACCCCCACAGCGGAAGCUGGGCAAGAAGCCCACAAGCAAACUCACCCCCAAGAAGCAGCAGCCAAAACUUGCAGAGCCAGCUCCAGAAAGCACCCCCAAAUAUGGCCUAGAUGAGACUCCCAUUCCCAAGUCUACAUACAACAUUGAUCCAAGCCAGUGGGAUGACCCCAGCUUCAACCCCUUUGGGGGAAAUGCCAAAAUGGGAAGUUCACCAGUUCUCCCUAAGGAGUCCUACACCUUUGACCCUGACAAUUUUGAUGACUCAGUGGACCCUUUCAAACCCUCCAAGACCUUGGCUGAGGAAGAACUGACUACUCCGGCUCCCCUGGCCUUAAAGCCAGCAGACGACGCACUUUGCAGAAAGACAGAGCUCCCCCUAGAGGAGGAAGGGAGGGGCACACAGUCGCCAAAGAAGAACAAGGGCAGAAUGAUCACGACAACUGAACAAGUGAGAUUUCUCUGUUUUCUGUUGAGCGCCUGUAAAGUGAAGAAGUAUGAAAACCAGUCUCUGGUUCUGGAUGUCUGCAGUCAGGAAGAUGAACCCGUUGUGUCCCAGGCACCGGACAUCUCUCAUCGAGUGGGUCACGCUACCGACGAGGAGAAACUGGCAUCCACAACAACAGUGCAGAAACCCAAUAAACUGGGCGAUGGCAUGGGUGGUCCCUCAGAGACAGCAAAGCAGCCUAUGGAAGGAGUGCAACUGGGAAAGGCGGAUCACCUGAAGGAUCAGGACUCUGGCUGCCCUUAUGAUGACCCAUGUAGAACCAAAGAGUCAAAGCUGACAGGAAGUGAGAGCAAGGACAAAGGAAGUCCAGUCCUGGACACCAUCUGCAUCAGCGAGGCAGACAAAGCAGCUGUUCUGACCCUCAUCAGAGAAGAGAUCAUAUCGAAAGAAAUUGAAGCCAUUGAAUGGAAGAGGAAAUAUGAGGAGAGCAGACAGGAGGUCAUGGAAAUGAGAAAAAUUGUGGCGGAAUAUGAAAAGACAAUUGCACAGAUGAUAGACGAGCAACGCACCAGCUCCGGCUCUCAGCGGACCAUCCAGCAGCUGACCCUCGAGAGGGACCAGGCUCUCGCUGACCUCAACUCCGUGGAGCGCUCCCUCUCUGACCUCUUCCGGAGGUACGAGAACAUGAAGGGUGUCCUCGAGGGCUUCAAGAAGAACGAAGAGGUGCUAAAGAAGUGUGCACAGGAGUACUUGGCGCGGGUGAAGCAAGAAGAACAGCGGUACCAAGCGCUCAAGAUCCAUGCAGAGGAGAAACUGGACAAGGCCAAUGAGGAGAUUGCUCAGGUUCGUGCCAAAGCCAACUCUGAGAGUGUGGCUCUCCAUGCCACCCUGCGCAAGGAGCAAAUGAAGGUGGAGUCCCUGGAGAGAGCCCUGCACCAAAAGAACCAGGAGAUAGAGGAGCUCACAAAGAUCUGUGAUGAACUCAUUGCAAAGUUGGGAAGAACUGACUGAAAGCAAACUGAGCACAGAUCUAAUGUGCUCCUGUUACCGAGGCGCUGCCACCCCCCCAACCUCCGAUACAGUACAUAACCCGCCCUGCUCAGCCAAUCAGCUCCAGAUGCCCAAGGUGCCCAGUUACGCCUUGCAUUUGACAUAUUCCCGCAUUUAUCAUUUGAAAGGAAAGACCCUUUUACACUGAAUGCCAAUUUGUCCUCCAGAUUUCAUUCUCACAAAUGAUCCAACAAGUGAAACUCACACUCCAGGAAAGAAAGUAACUCCGUGGUAUUAAAAGCUCUCAGUUUGGAGACUGGAUAUGUAGUUGUGCUGACGCUGUGUGUAUCUGUGACCUUAGGACACUCCUGCUGGAGUUAAAUGACGGGAGAAAAGACGUGUAUGAGUGCGUGUGUGCACGUGUGCGUGUACUAUGCUUACCAGCCUAACGCUUCUGUGUUGGUGCCAAAGCUCUGACGUCUUCCCAGUGGGUUAUGGGUGUCAGAGGACAGCUGAGUCCAUCAACCAGGCCUUGGUCCUUGUGUUUACAUCACCAGCUGCUAUUCCUACAGGCUCAGUGGGGGGCAGGAAAAUGACACAUUUAUUGCUUUCUAUGUUAUUAUUUUUGCAAUGUACAUAGAGAGUUUACUUGUACUGUUGCUUUGUUUGUCCUUAAAAAGGCAGUUAUUGUACAUAAUAGAGGCCAUUUGAAAUCUCCUUAAAAUAUCUAUAAGCAUAUAUAGCACUAACAUAUGUAGAUAUUAUGUACAAGUUGUUAUCAUUGGAUGCAAGAAUGUUAUUUGUCUGGCAGUAACAGUUGUUUGCCAAUGCAGAGAUAUUAUAUAUGUCAAUCACAUUAAAAUAUUUCUUUGUCAGCAGCCAGAUGACUUACCUUUGAGAGACAAUAUAUCAUUUUGUAUUCUCACCAUCAGUAUAUGUGCAUAUAGUUUUCACUAGAGCCACUUCACAUAUGCUGAUUAGUGCGUAUUAUUUAUGCAACAGUAAUCAGUUCACUACCGCACACAAUAUCUAUAAAUUUAAGGGAAAAAGGAAAAAAAAAUCCAUCUAUCUAAGUUUGAAAUGUUGCACUUCUACUUGUGCAUCAAGUGGUCACACACCAACAGAGCCAGCCACUGACAUUCAAACUGAGAGGGGAAAAAACCAUGUUUGUACUUUUUCUGGUCAUUGUGACUGUACUGUGCACUUGCUUGCUUUAGUACUGUGAAUUUGCUGUUACAGAAUACAUACAUAUGUACAGUAUAAAAAA
Messenger RNA from Scleropages formosus (Asian bonytongue), 4531 nucleotides. It is a transcript of the gene tacc1, whose product is annotated as transforming, acidic coiled-coil containing protein 1. The record is from RefSeq and is a predicted model, not a curated record. The transcript has 14 exons. Gene Ontology annotation, cellular component: cytoplasm. The coding region runs from base 916 to 3285 and encodes 789 amino acids. Gene Ontology annotation, biological process: nuclear migration; cerebral cortex development; mitotic spindle organization. NCBI's taxonomy places the organism in Eukaryota, Metazoa, Chordata, Actinopteri, Osteoglossiformes, Osteoglossidae.